AUGGCCGGCAAAAGUCCUCGAAAAUCCGAAGUUGCCGGCAAGCAGCCAUCAAAUUUGAAGCGGCUGAAACACAGAAGCUUGGGUGGUAAAGCAGCCCCCGUGCUGUCGAAAACAGGAACGCACGCAAGGCCGAGAAGGUUUAGUCUUAUAUAUUCAUCCGACUCGUCUUUGAGUGCCCUAUCAGAUUUGGAAAAUAAGAAAAAGCUGGGAUUCAAAAACCCCAAACUCACAAGAAAGGCCAAACGUGGCGUUAGUAACGAAAUGGGUAAAACUGGAAAACUGAUACAUGGGUCUGUCUUCGAUUCAGACGAAGGUUCCUCUGCCUAUAGCACAGCUAGUGAUAGCGGCGAAAAUGAUGACGAUGAUGACGACGACGACGAUAACGAUGACCCCAAUGGUUAUUCGAGCUCAUCUUCGAGCUCUGACGAUGAUGUAGACUUAGUUAAAUUGAGUGCUGAGAGAAAGAAAAGGGCCAUGCAGGCAAUGACCGCCUUGAAGAGAGGAAAGUCUCCCAAAAAAACAGAUACCCUAUCGAAGAAAGAGUCGAAGGUCAAAACUGAGCAUUCAAACUCUGACGGUUCUGAUGAUGAUGCCAUGGCCUUCAAUUUCAAGAAAGAUGAUGGCAUUCGUUUUGGACAUGUUAGUAGUGAAGAAGUAAGUGACGAGGAUCUUGGGGAAGAAGUUGCAGAUGAGCGUAGAGCAAAUAAAUCGGUGGCUUUGAAGUCCAACCAUGUAGAUCAGUUGAACGUGCCUCAAAUAUCGGAAAGCGAAGAUUCUGACUAUGACAUUGACCGCGAUGCAUACUUCAAGACAAUAGAAUCGGAUAAUGAAAAUGUCACUGGUUUCGAAACAGGAUUAGAAACAGGAGAAGACGAUUUGCCCAUUCUCGACGAAGAAGAGCAAAAUAUUGUAAUGGAAUUGGAAAAUGCUGAUGAUUUGUCUUUUGACGGUAGUAUACAUGAGGAAGGUGAAGAUCCCGUUGAAGCUGCUCAGAAUGGCAAAAUGAAAGCUGGUGAUAAUCAAAGCGUAGACGAUUACGACGAAGAGGAAGACGAUAUAAUGAGUGACCUUGAUAUGCCAUUUUAUGAGGAUCCCAAAUUUGCCAAUCUUUAUUACUGUGCUGGUAGUGAUCAGCCACUGUCGCUAAGCACUUCAUUACCCUUAAUAUUGAAUGACGAAAAGAGAAAAAAACUGGAUAAGAAACAAACUAAAAGACGCGAGCGUGAGGAGCUAGCAAAAAGGAGGAAACAGUUGAAAAGUUUGAGGAAGAGAAAGAGAGACCAUGCCGCAGCCACUGAUGUGGAAGGCGAGGAUUAUCUAUUCAGUGUUUUUUUCCACAGUGAUGAUGGGAAAGAUCACAACCAAGAGUUGGAAUCACAAUUGCGACAGCUUGGUUCUGCUGCUCCUUCAAACACCGAUUAUUCUACUGAUGAAGAGUAUGAGAACAUUCUUUUGGAUAUUGCACACAUACCUACAGAUGAUGAGAGUUUGGAUGGAAUUGGAGGUGAAAUUGAUUUAGAUGACGAGGACUAUGACGAUGACGAUGUCAGUAUGUCUAACGUUUUUAUCGAUAUCGAUGAUUUAGAUCCUGACUCCUUCUAUUUUCAAUAUGAAAGUUCAGAGAGUGAUAGUGAUAUUGGUGGAUCGCACGAUGAUUCCAGAGGUGAGAAAAAGGAAAACAAGCCAAAUGAAGUCGCAGAUAUGGAAACAGUGAUAUAUGUUGAUGAUGAGUCGACUGAUGAGGAUGAAACCUUACCGCCUCCCAACUCUCGCGGUAAAAAGAUUGGGUCAAAGGCUAAGGAAGUCGUGAGUGCAAAUGUUGUAGGCCUGAAGCCUCCUAAGCUAGGUACUUGGGAAACGGAUAAUAAACCCUUUAGUAUCAUAGAUGGCCUUUCUACGAAAUCCCUAUAUCCAUUAUUGCAGGAGCAGCAGAUAUUGGAACAGCAAUUGCAACAGCAACAACUACCAAUGAGCGACUUGAGUGCCGGCGGUGAGAAAGAGGAGCUAACAUUGAAUGAAUUGUUGAAUAUGAGUGAAUUAGAGGAUGAUGAAGGCCCUAAGGCGGCGGUAAAUAGUGAAAUUGCUGUUUCUGAAUGGUAUGACAAGCCCAAAGUUCCGUUAUCGGCUUUUAGAAACAAGGGAAUUGAUGUUAGUCAAGAUGAAGAAUAUAUGGUGCCAGUUUUCUCUGCAAGAAAAUUUCCUAUUGGUUAUGUUGGCAGUGAGAGAACUAGGCGGAAGAUUGAUAGAAUGAAAGAGCUACAGAAGAAAAAGAAUGAAGAGAGAAGGAAAUUUAAGAAGAAAAAAAAGUUAUUGAAGUUAAAAAGAGAACGAGAGAGGUUGGAGAAAGAGAGAGCUUUGAAUGGGGAUGUGGUUACUGCGAAAGAAGGUGACACACCAGCAAGUAACACUUUACUAAGCCUAUCAUCCCAGCAUGAACCUGAAAAUCCAGCCGCUUUGGUCUUGCCAAGGAAAGAUUCGAUCAAGGGCUUCGAUCUUGAUGCCAUCAAUAAUCUUCUCAAUCGCGGUGAUACUGAUUUAAUUCCACAUGUUGAAAAUGGCAUUGAUCUGUUGGAAAAUGAAGAUGCAGAUAUCUUGGCUUCUCUAACUGCUCCAGUGAAUAUUGACACACUUGACGGUAAAAGCAUGACAACUGGGGCAGUGUGGCGGAGAAGGCAGAGUAUCGUGGAAGCGGCAGCUGAAAAUCUCCGGUUUACGAAGAGUGGUUUGUUCAGUGAAAGCGCAUUGGCAGAUCUGGAUCAAAUUAUUGGGACUUCAAAUGGCUCACUCAUUGAGUUUAAUGAUAUACUACAGUAA
This is a messenger RNA of Lachancea fermentati, 2814 nucleotides long. The record is from the annotation of a GenBank genome assembly. Lineage: Eukaryota; Fungi; Ascomycota; Saccharomycetes; Saccharomycetales; Saccharomycetaceae.